UCAGAAAUGGAAGUUUGCAUUGAAAAAAGUGCUAGGAUUCGACUGUGUAUUGUUAACGAAAACCCGGUUUUUAUUUGGCGUUAUAGAGGAUGCGAUUCUCUGUAGGUGGACAGGAGCAUUACAUUGCAUGAGGCAGAGCUUGAGAAUUCUGGGUAACUGGAUGCCGAGGAACGACUCUCUCUUUUCCCCCUUAGAGCUAGACACCUCUCUGCAGGAUGUCUCGAACUCCUCUCUCUCCCCGCCACUGGCCGAUUGGGUGGCUCCCACAUUUACCCGGGCGGCACAGUUCCGAGUUGGCGCCACACUGGUGCUUUUCCUGUUUGCAGCAGUCAGUAACCUGGCACUCCUUAUCAGCGUGUGCCGUGGACGGGGACGGCGACUGGCUUCUCACCUGCGGCCCCUCAUUAGGAGUCUGGCCGUAGCAGAUCUGAUGAUGACAUUUAUCGUGAUGCCACUGGACAUGGUGUGGAAUGUGACGGUACAGUGGCACGGAGGUGAUGGUCUUUGCAAGUUGCUUAGCUUCCUUAAGUUGUUUGCCAUGCAGGCCUCUGCAUUCAUCCUGGUGGUGAUCAGCCUGGACCGACAGCAUGCCAUCCUGCACCCUCUCGACACCCUUAAUGCACACCGGCGCAACAAGAGAAUGCUGGUGCUGGCAUGGAGCCUCAGCUUGCUCCUUGCAUCCCCACAGUUGUUUAUCUUCAGAGCUAUCAAAGCAGAAAAAGUGGAUUUCACUCAAUGUGUAACACAUGGGAGUUUUCCAGAGCGAUGGCAGGAGACAGUCUACAACAUGUUCCACUUUGUCACUCUCUAUGUUAUACCUCUUCUAGUCAUGAGCUGCUGUUACACCCGCAUCCUCUUCGAGAUCAACAGACAGGAACACAAAAACAAAGCGGGGGAGUCGUGUCUCCGGCGCAGCCGAACAGACAUGAUCCCCAAAGCAAGAAUGAAGACGCUGAAGAUGACAAUAAUCAUCGUCCUGUCAUUCAUAAUCUGCUGGACUCCAUACUACCUGUUGGGGAUCUGGUACUGGUUCCAACCAGAGAUGUUGAAGGUCACUCCUGAGUACGUCCACCACCUGCUCUUUGUAUUUGGUAACCUGAACACCUGCUGUGACCCAGUGAUCUACGGCUUGUACACUCCGUCUUUCCGCGCUGACCUGGCGCGAUGCUGGGGAUGCCGUUCAACCAGCGACUCCCCUCGCUCUCUGGAGCGUCUCUCUGCCCGACAGGGGCCUCACAGCGCAGAGCAGGAAUCCGAUCCUGCCAGUGUGAAAGGAGCUGAGGGCUAAAAUAAGAACAAACAAACAGAUUUAUACCUGAGAGAUCUAUCCUGAAGCUGUCUACACUAAAGAAGAUAAGGAAGUGGAUUACAAAAAAAGCAGUUUUUUUUUUUUUUUAGAAAUGUAAUGUAAUUGGAUGUAAUAAAAUGCCCAGAAAUGUUUAAUGUCAGACCAGAAAUCCUGAUGGCAGACGCAUUGCAGCAGAUACAUCAGCAUUAGAGCUGUGAUUUCUGUGAUGCUGCCAGGUGCACGGCUGGCUUUUGCAAUAUCUUCCAUUUUAUAACAGCAGUGAGUGACAUUUCCUGCUGCAAAUCUGCGUCUCUGUGCUAUUCUUUAAAAAACAAGUCUUAACAUAAUUUCAUAGUUACAUAAAAACAUAAUUAAAAUUAAUAACCCUGCAAAUCCUACACACUGACUGAUUAACAGGGAUAAAGUGUGUUUAAAGGCUGAACCACUUUCUGCCUCUGCAGACUG
This is a messenger RNA of Clarias gariepinus (North African catfish), 1753 nucleotides long. Its product is annotated as gonadotropin-releasing hormone II receptor-like. The coding region runs from base 128 to 1288 and encodes 386 amino acids. Gene Ontology annotation, cellular component: membrane. NCBI's taxonomy places the organism in Eukaryota, Metazoa, Chordata, Actinopteri, Siluriformes, Clariidae. The record is from RefSeq and is a predicted model, not a curated record. Gene Ontology annotation, biological process: G protein-coupled receptor signaling pathway. The transcript is spliced from 4 exons. Gene Ontology annotation, molecular function: peptide binding; gonadotropin-releasing hormone receptor activity.